AUGACUUAUGGCAAAGAUAUUGAUGAAUGUGCUGAAAAUGUUUGUGCUCAACUCUGUGUAAACUCUCCAGGAAGUUAUAGCUGCUAUUGUGAUGGCAAGAAAGGGUUCAAACUCUCUAAGGACAGGAAGAAUUGUGAGUCUGUUACUGCGUGUAUCCCACUGAACCUUGAAAAGAAUUAUGAACUGCUUUACCUGGCAGAGCAAUUUAUAGGAAUUCCUGUUCUGUACUUGAAGUUUAAAUUGCCAAACGUCACGAGAUUUACAGCAGAAUUUGAUUUCCGGACAUAUGAUGCAGAGGGAGUUAUAUUAUAUGCAGAAUCCCUUGACAACUCUGCAUGGAUCUUGCUUGCUCUUCGUGGUGGGAAGAUUGAAAUUCAAUUCAAGAAUGAAUUUGGAACAAAAGUCACCAGUGGAGGCAAAGCCAUUAAUGAUGGACUGUGGCAUAUAAUAUCGGUUGAAGAGCUCGAACACAGCAUCAGUGUAAAAAUAGCUAAAGAAGCUGUGAUGAGUAUUAACAGCCCAGGAACCCUUUUUAAACAAUCACAGGGUUUCUUGGAGACCAAAGUGUACAUUGCAGGAUUACCUCGCAAAGUGGGCAAUGCUCUUGUCAAACAGAUUAAUCCUCGUCUAGAUGGGUGCAUUCGUGCCUGGAAUCUGAUGAAUCAGGGUCACUCAGGUGUGAAAGAAGUUAUUCAAGAAAAACAAAGCAAACACUGUUUAGUAUCAGUGGGGAGAGGAUCCUUCUACCCUGGCACUGGUGUGGCAACAUUUCAGAUAAACUAUAAUAAUCUUGACAGUCCUGAAGACUGGCUAAUAAACGUGACUAUGACUAUUCGCCCAUCCACAGACACUGGUGUUAUGUUUGCCUUGGUUUCUAAUGAAACAGUGCCUCUUGCUUUGUCCAUAGUGGACUCUAACUCCUCUGACUCACAGAAAAUCAUUGUGACCAUUGGAAACUCCACUGUUGCACAUCUGGAAUCAAAGAAGUUGUGUACACCCAGGAAAGUGCUGGUUGGACUUCUGGUAACCAAACAGCAGCUUGAACUCUCUGUUGAUUCCCACACAGACAGAAGCAAUUCAGAGCAACUGUCUAUCCUGCAUCAAGCUAUGAUGGCAAACGUUGUUACCUAUUUGGGCGGCCUGCCAGAUGUUCCUGUGGGUGCUACAUUAGUAACAGCGUUUUAUAAUGGCUGCAUGGAGGUGAAGGUCAACAACAGACAGCUGGAUCUGGAUGAAGCCAUUUCUAAACACAAUGACAUUAGAUCUCACUCGUGCCCACUGAUUAUGCAGUAGCCAUUCAAUUCUUAAUUUAACAUUUUUCUUUCAGAUAGAGUUUGUGCAAUUAGUCUGUUGUCAUAAUGAAGCCUGUAUUAUUUUAUUCAAAUGUGCCAGGAAAAUAAUCAACAGCAUGUUUUUCCUCCCUUAUCAAUAGAAUGGUGGAAAAAAAAUGCCCUCUCUUCAACUGUAAAGGGACAAUCAAGAUCAAAGUUCUGUAAAAUGUUAUUUUAUUCAUAUCAAGGAUAAAUCUUAAAGCUAGAUUUAUCCUCC
This is a messenger RNA of Merops nubicus (carmine bee-eater), 1548 nucleotides long. It is a transcript of the gene PROS1, whose product is annotated as protein S (alpha). Lineage: Eukaryota; Metazoa; Chordata; Aves; Coraciiformes; Meropidae. The record is from RefSeq and is a predicted model, not a curated record. Gene Ontology annotation, molecular function: calcium ion binding. The transcript is spliced from 9 exons. Bases 1 to 1293 code for a protein of 430 amino acids.